Messenger RNA from Paramecium octaurelia, 954 nucleotides. NCBI's taxonomy places the organism in Eukaryota, Ciliophora, Oligohymenophorea, Peniculida, Parameciidae. The record is from the annotation of a GenBank genome assembly.
AGCUAAAUUAACCUUUUUAAUUCAAUUCUCAUUUUUUUCUGGAAUGUAUUUGAGUUCUAUCUAUGCAAUUCUUGAUCAAAUUCCUCUCAAAACAUAUCAAUAUAAAACAAAUCUCAGUCAUGUUUUACCUGGAAUAAUUUGCAUUAUAAAAUCAGGGUAUCAACUCCUUAUCAAACUAGAUCAGUUGUACUCCAGUCUAGUUAGGGACCAUUUCACAAAUAAUUGUAUCAAAUUUAAUCAUAGUAGUUUAAUAAUAACAGAAAAAGAUAUAUUUGGAGAGUCACAUUUUGUGGAUGAGGAUAGUAAAAUUAAUUUGAAAAAGUCUAUCAUACAUCAAAAAUACUAUGAAGCGAUUUGCAAUUCCUAAGUUGUAGAGUUGUAUUUGUUAAAUGUAUCCGAAUUAAUUCAUACCAUAAAUUCAUAAUAAUUGAGAGUAAAUUAUAAAUUCAUAUUUAGCUGUUCUUAUAAAAAAAGUUUAGAUAGAGAAUUAUAUAAUUACGAUAGAGUGUAGAAUAAAAUCAAUCCUUCUCGAAACCUUUGUAAUAAUAAUAAUAAAUUUAAUCCUAACAAAGACUGAGAACAAAAACUUAAACUUCAGAUUCAUAAUACGAAUAAUUAAAAUAAAAAGAGACAGCAGCCAUUGAUAAAGUAAAAGAAGUUGUAAAAAAUAUGAAUUUCUCUUAUUCGAGAACAAGAAAUUAUUUUGCUUCAAAAUUAGGGGCUGGAAACAUUAUGUUUCAUAAAGCUUUUAUGUAUGAGUAUACUCCUCAUUAUACUAAAAAGUAAAGAUAGUCAUCUUUGUCGACAGCAGUUAAAUAGAAAUUAAGCUAGAGGACAGAGAGGUGUAAAACCAUGUCUAAUAUAGAGAUGAGGACAACUAUGCUCCAAAAUUCCUUUUGCAGGUAUUAAUUUGAGCAAAAAGAGAAAUAAUCAAAACAAAAUAUAUUUGAUUGA